GCUCUACACGCGAUAUUUUAUGCACUACAAGUAUAAGCGUAGAUGGUAUGUAGUGAGGUCACGAACGUUCUACCCUAGCGGUUUUUUUGACAGGCAGUGCGCAAAACGACCGGCAGUUUACAAGCGGCCGGCAGUGUUUUUUAACAAAAAAAAUUUUCAAUUAUCAAGCGGCCGGGGCGUUUGCGGCAAAAUAGCCCGGGCGGAUUCUAUCGAUUCCCGCUUGAUAAAACGACGCAGGGGAGCCGGCAAAAGGGGCGCCCUUCUGAGGCGCCCACCGCCUUAGUUUCUGGCGAUUUGCGGCGCCCAAAAAUGGGCGCCCAAAAAGCAGCACUCCGAAAAAAACAGAGAAUCCGCAUGGUAUGGGCCUCAUUUUUCCCCACAUUCGGACCGCGCAAAAGACGCCUUCAAAAUCCGCCAUUUCAGAGGCGGACUGAAGACGAGAAGAUGCAGCAUUUUGCCAAAAAAAAACAAAAAAAACAAAGUCCGCCAAAAGCAAAAAGCCAAUCCGAAUGCUAUGGGCCCGAUUUGGGGCUCCCAAGGGGCCGACCCUGGCGUGGGCCCUGGCGGGGCCAUAGCAUGUGGGGAAGGUUUUUCGAUUCGAAACCAAAUGGGGGCCGCCUCUGGAUUGAGAUUUUUAGCGACCGCCGUGCCGUCGUGCAUAACAUUACUCGCGAUGGCAUGGUGGGCAGAGAAGUUGCGUCCUUUUUUGGCGUGAAGACAAAAAGACCGCCAUGACCUCACUACCUCCGCGGACGCGGCUAUUAUUGGCAUUGGUAAGUGCUGGAGCUGGUUGAAAGUGAUGCAUGACUUGAUCACCCUUUACAACGUAUUCGUAUUAAUCUUGACACCAACUGCUGCUGUUGCUAAUGUCAUCAUGGAGCAACUUCGUUUUUUGGUUAUACUUAGUUUAUCAGCGCUGGUGCUCGAGUACGGAUCUACAUAUGUGGACUGCGCUGAGGCUGACCUCCCGAUGUGUAAGAUAGCAUUGCAGCAAUUAUGAGCAUGAGUUAGAUUUUUCGCUUAUCGCGGACCUCGCUUUAUUUUACCAAUUAACAGUACUACACACGAGACAAAAUCCCAGGAUGCCCGAACAGGUCUUUAGCGCUCGUUGGGCGAUUUUCGUUUUUAUUUUUUUCUCUUUCUCUACUUUUAUCUUUUUCUGGUUUCACACGGGUAAGAAAAUUUCUGAUUUCCAGAGAUUACCGUGUCCGUAUGCGUCAUGAUGAUUUGUACUUGUCAAUGAAAAAGAAACGUGUCAGAUUUUGCUUUUCGCGUCAUACAUUGUCAGUGACACAAGAGGACGCAUCGCUACCGACCGACCAAAUCAAAAAUGCUUUUACACAACUACAAUAUGUAUGAUCAUAGAUUCAUGGCACAAUAACAAUAAGGUUGCCGCACACACAAUUGACAAUUCGCAUGUUGAUGUUACAUGUCACAUGGGUACCAACCACUGAGGUCAGUGGCACUGACCAGAAGUUUCUGGAUCUUUUAUCCACAUGAAAGUCAGCUCCUGAAAGGACGCAACUCAUUGUAGAGCCACCACCUGCAGCAU
Messenger RNA from Amoebophrya sp. A120, 1552 nucleotides. The record is from the annotation of a GenBank genome assembly. NCBI's taxonomy places the organism in Eukaryota, Dinophyceae, Syndiniales, Amoebophryaceae.